CAUAACCGACCAUGUUUUGUAAUAUCUUAAAACGCUCGUUUCAAGCGAAUAUCAGGAAUGUGAAUAACUUGAAUGUGCUGCGCUUGAGCAGCUCCAAUAAUCCUCAAGGCGACAUCCAGGAUGCACUGGACAUCGAGGCCAAUCUCUUCGGGAAUUCGAGUUUGAAGCACGAGCCGGUAAACACGCGGGAAGCUUUACGCAAGAACCGCACCAAAUCGUUUGUGGCUAGGAAGCCCAAGGAAACCAGUGCUCCACCUGCUCCUCGAAAGUUUACGGCUCCCCCUGCGCCACGUGUAGCCCCCAUUCCGGCUCCAGUGAUCAAGGACAGUGAACUGAAUCUGGAGUUUGUGCGUCUCACCCUGCAGGAUCCCCUGACCAGCACUCUUCUGACCACAGUGCGUUCCCGCAAGCGGCGGGACAAGAACCGCCAGAUCAUCGUCGAGGGCAGACGCCUCAUCCAGGAGGCUCUGCAAUGUGGCCUCAAAAUGGAGGCCCUCCUGUUCAGCCAGAAGGAUCAGUUGGCUCUGGUCAAAGAGGAAGUGGGCAGGGCGCAGCUGGAGACUCGCACCAAGAUCUACAAAGUGCCGCAGCAUGACCUGAAGACCUGGUCUUCGCUGGUUACCCCGCCCGGUCUGAUGGCCAUCUUCGACAGGCCCUCGGACAAGGGUCUGGAGAAGAACCUGGCGGAGCAACUGCGUCUGGGCAGUCAGCCCUUGCCCAUUACAGUCGUGUGCGACAAUAUCCGGGAGCCCAAUAACCUGGGCAGCAUCAUCAGGACCUGCGCCGCUCUGCCCUGCAGCCAGGUGGUGGUCACCCACGGCUGCUGCGAUCCCUGGGAAUCGAAGGCUUUGCGAGGAGGCUGUGGCGGUCAGUUCCGAGUGCCCAUCCGGGAUGAUGUCCCCUGGGAGGAGCUCCCUUUGGCCAUUCCUCCAGAGGCUGCCGACGACUGUAAUGUUUUCAUUGCCGAGAACAACCAAGAGAAGCGGGAGAGCAAUCAGGCCAUUGAUUAUGCAGAGAUCAAGGGCAUCGGAGCCCACAAUCUGCUUAUUAUUGGCGGUGAAAGCCAUGGAGUCAGUGAAGAAGCUUACCGUUUCUUGAACUUGGUUGGACACAAAGGAAAGUGCGUCUAUAUACCCCUGGCAGCUGGAAUCGAUAGCUUAAAUGUGGCAUCCGCUUUGACGUUAUUGCUGUUCGAGCUGCGAAGAAAACUUAAUGAGCAGGCGACAGCUAAGGAUUAGGUUUAACUACCAAAGCCAUCAUAAAAGUAUUUUGUUGGUUAACAAAUUGGAAUAAAUAAAAACAACUAACUUUGCUAUUACAAAA
Drosophila elegans is the source of this 1323-nucleotide messenger RNA. RefSeq names its product rRNA methyltransferase 3, mitochondrial. The record is from RefSeq and is a predicted model, not a curated record. The coding region runs from base 12 to 1238 and encodes 408 amino acids. Lineage: Eukaryota; Metazoa; Arthropoda; Insecta; Diptera; Drosophilidae. The transcript is spliced from 2 exons. Gene Ontology annotation, biological process: RNA processing. Gene Ontology annotation, molecular function: RNA methyltransferase activity; RNA binding.